AUGAAUUGGAUUCUGUUAUUAUUGGCGGCCCUUUGCCAGGACUUAGCAGCAGCCGAUUCCAACUAUGACUACUACCGCCUGCCAACAGCACUUCGACCCCAAAAAUAUUUCAUAAGCAUCUUAACUCAUCUGGAGGAUCGGGAAGAGUUUCGCUUUAGCGGCACAGUUAAAAUCCUAAUUGAAGCUCUGCAGAAUACCAACAACAUCACGCUUCACUCGAGUUCUCUUGACAUCGAUGAAUCACAAACUACUCUUCGCCAAAUUAGCGGGGAAGAAAAAAAGGACAACUGCGUAGCAUCCACAGAAGUGAAUCCCAAUCACAACUUUUAUAUCCUCAAAACUUGUCAGGAGCUUUUGGCUGGCAAUGUUUAUGAGCUGAGUCUAUCGUUUUCCGCCGAGUUACAAGAUCAACUUGAGGGAUACUACCGAAGUUCCUAUGUGGAUCCUGCGGACAACGAGACGAGAUGGAUCUCUAUUACCCAAUUUCAACCAACUUCGGCUCGAAUGGCAUUUCCCUGCUUUGAUGAGCCUGCUUACAAGGCUCCCUUUGUGAUCACAUUGGGUCACCACAGGAAGUUCACGGCUCUCAGCAACAUGCCCCUUAAACAAACUAAGUCACAUGACACCCUUCCAGACUAUAUCUGGACAGAGUUCCAGGAGUCUUUGCCGAUGUCCACAUACUUGGUGGUAUAUUCAGUGAAUGAUUUCUCACACAAGCUCUCUUCUCUGCCCAAUGGCCCCCUUUUUAGAACCUGGGCAAGGCCCAAUGCCAUCGAUCAGUGUGAUUAUGCCUCUGAGUUCGGACCCCAAGUACUGAUGUUCUACGAGCAGUUAUUUGGCAUUGGGUUUCCUCUCCCUAAAAUGGAUCAAAUCGCUAUUCCAGAUUUUAGUGCAGGUGCCAUGGAGAACUGGGGUCUGGUGACCUACAAGGAGACCUCACUAUUGUACUCCCCCGAACAUUCCACACAGAUAGACAAAUUAAGGAUUACAAAUAUUGUGGCCCACGAGUUGGCCCACCAGUGGUUUGGCAAUCUGGUCACCAUGAAGUGGUGGAAUGAUAUUUGGCUCAACGAGGGGUUCGCUACUUUCGUGUCAAAUUUGUGUAUCGAGCACAUCCAUCCGGAGUGGCGUUCAGUGGAGCCGAAAAUCUUUGCUAAUCAGCUUAGGUUUUUCAAUAAAGACUCUCUGGAGAGCAGUCAUCCGAUUUCGAGACCCAUUGAAUUGGUUUCACAAAUUUUUGAAAGCUUCGAUGAAAUCGCUUACGAGAAAGGAUCAUUAGUGCUUCGCAUGAUGCACUUGUUUCUCGGGGAAGAAUCAUUUCGAUCCGGCUUUAAAUCGUAUCUUGAAAAAUACUCUUAUAAGAACGCCGAACGGGAUGAUCUUUGGGAUUCACUCACUCAAGUUGCCCACAAAAAUAAUAUUCUGCCAAAGAAUUAUGAAAUCAAGACCAUCAUGGACUCUUGGAUACUGCAAACUGGCUAUCCUAUCGUUAAUGUGACUCGUGACUAUACGACAAGGACUGCAAGUCUCAGCCAGGAACGCUACCUUCUCAAUACCAACUUAUCCAGAACCGAUCACAAAGAGUGUUGGUGGAUCCCACUGAGCUUCACCACCCAGGAGGAAAAGGACUUCAACAACACGGCUCCCAAGGCGUGGAUGGAGUGCAGCAAUGACGGUAAAAGCCUUCCCAAGACCAUUGAGGAUCUACCUGGUGCCGAUCAGUGGAUAAUCUUCAACACCCGAAUAGCAUCACCUUAUAAAGUUAACUACGAUUCCCGGAACUGGGAACUCCUUAUCGCAACUUUGAACAGCGAUGAUUUUGAAAGCAUUCAUGUGGUUAAUAGGGCCCAGCUCAUAACCGAUGUCCUGUAUUUCGCCUGGACAGGAGAGCAGGACUACGAAACCGCGCUUAGAGUGCUAGCUUAUCUGCAGAGAGAGCGGGAGUCCCUUCCCUGGAGUUCGGUUCUAGACCACCUAGAACAUUUUACUUACAUCUUGCAACAGACAUCAAAAUUUGGCAUCUUUACGCGCUUCAUAAGAAAGCUGAUCACUCCGAUCUAUGAACACCUGAAUGGCAUUAACUACACAGAUACAACUUCGAUCCAAAACCAUGAUAAGCUCCGGUUAAAAAUAAUGGUGGCUCCCAUUGCAUGCCUGUACCGGGUAUCCGAUUGUGUGGCCCAGUCGUUGGUGUACUUCAGCAACUGGCGAUCGGAGGCCAAUCCCGACGAGGAGAAUCCAGUGCCUCUGGGUGCUCGUGCCACUAUUUACUGCUAUGCCAUUCGGCACGGAAGCGAUGAAGACUGGGAUUUCCUUUGGACGCGAUACCAAAGGUCGAAUGUAGCGAGCGAAAAGUUCACUUUUUUAAAUUCCUUAAGUUGUACGUGGGAGGUGUGGCUUCUGCAGAGAUAUCUGGAAAGGAUCUUCGACGGAAAUGGGGAAAUUCGCAAGCAGGAUUCUGUUUUCGCCUUCAAGGCAAUUGCCGCGAGAGAGGUUGGCUUUUUGUUGGCCAAGAAAUAUUUCAUGGACAACGUAGAACUCAUCUCAAAAGUCUACCAUUCCCAACCCGAAAUUAUGUCCGAGAUGUUGCAGUGGCUUGCCAAACAGAUUUAUACAGAAAAAGAUUACAAUGAGUUCAAAACCUUUAUUGCCAAUUCCAAAGAACACCUCAAGGAUAUGGAUCAGGCAAUUAGUCAAACUUUAGAGAUGACCCUGAUCAACGUGCAAUGGAUGACGCAAAAACAAAAUCAGUUUACCCGAGCCAUUGAAAAGUUUCUGUAAAAAAUAUAAGUUUUGAUUAAGUCUCAGCUGAUUAUGUGUAUGUUGUAUAUUUCGUAUAUUUAGUUAAGCAUGUUCUAUAAUGCUAAUCAAUAAUAAACAUAAAUAUAAUUGGAAUCAAACGGUUCGCGCUUUGACAAAGCCGAUCCGUAAUCAAAUUUAUGUGCCGUAUUGAACUGCUGAAUCGGUUCCUUUUGUUGCUCAGUGUUGAUGUUAUUUUUAAUUGUUAAAUGUAAACUUUACACAUUACAAUGUACACAAAUCUUUUCUCUGUAAAUGUUAAUAUCACUAUAUCAGCGCUCUUGGAAAAUAAAUCGAACUGAACUAAA
Messenger RNA from Drosophila ficusphila, 3107 nucleotides. RefSeq names its product aminopeptidase N-like. Gene Ontology annotation, molecular function: peptide binding; zinc ion binding; metalloaminopeptidase activity. The record is from RefSeq and is a predicted model, not a curated record. Gene Ontology annotation, cellular component: cytoplasm. Bases 1 to 2781 code for a protein of 926 amino acids. Lineage: Eukaryota; Metazoa; Arthropoda; Insecta; Diptera; Drosophilidae. The transcript is spliced from 6 exons. Gene Ontology annotation, biological process: peptide catabolic process; proteolysis.